This is a messenger RNA of Myodes glareolus (Bank vole), 1641 nucleotides long. It is a transcript of the gene Neurod6, whose product is annotated as neuronal differentiation 6. The record is from RefSeq and is a predicted model, not a curated record. NCBI's taxonomy places the organism in Eukaryota, Metazoa, Chordata, Mammalia, Rodentia, Cricetidae. Gene Ontology annotation, molecular function: E-box binding; protein dimerization activity; DNA-binding transcription factor activity, RNA polymerase II-specific. Gene Ontology annotation, cellular component: nucleus. Gene Ontology annotation, biological process: positive regulation of transcription by RNA polymerase II; sensory organ development; nervous system development.
CCCUGUGACGUCACUAGCAGAUGGCAUGGGUACCAGCUCUGGCAGUUGGCAUCAAUGUCACUUUUUAGAGAUCAAUGAGAUAGUGCAGAUACACACAGAUCUAGAGGCUCCAGGAGACGAUGCGACACUCAGCCUGAAAAGAUUUGGAAGAUACAAAAUGAAAACUGAUUAUUGAAUGAAAUUAAAACCUAAGGUAAUUUAAGGUUAAAGAACCAUGUUAACACUACCGUUUGACGAGUCUGUCAUAAUGCCCGAAUCCCAGAUGUGCAGAAAGUUUGCUAGACAAUGCGAGGACCAGAAACAAAUUAAGAAACCAGAGAGCUUUCCCAAACAAGUUGUCCUUCGAGGAAAGAGCAUUAAACGGGCUCCUGGAGAAGAAACCGAGAAAGAGGAGGAGGAGGAAGACAGAGAAGAAGAAGAUGAAAAUGGCUUGCCCAGAAGGAGGGGUCUCAGGAAAAAAAAGACCACCAAACUACGACUGGAAAGGGUCAAGUUCAGGAGACAGGAAGCCAAUGCGCGCGAGAGGAACCGGAUGCACGGCCUCAAUGACGCUCUGGACAAUUUGCGAAAAGUGGUCCCCUGUUACUCUAAAACCCAAAAACUGUCUAAAAUAGAAACUUUACGGCUGGCCAAAAACUACAUCUGGGCACUUUCCGAAAUUCUGAGGAUUGGCAAGAGACCAGAUCUGCUCACGUUCGUCCAAAACUUAUGCAAAGGUCUUUCCCAGCCAACGACAAACUUGGUGGCAGGCUGCUUACAGCUCAACGCCAGGAGCUUCCUGAUGGGUCAGGGUGGGGAGGCUGCACACCACACAAGGUCACCCUACUCCACAUUCUACCCACCCUACCAUAGCCCUGAGCUGGCCACUCCCCCAGGGCAUGGGACUCUUGAUAAUUCCAAGUCCAUGAAGCCCUACAAUUACUGCAGCGCGUAUGAAUCCUUCUAUGAAAGUACUUCCCCUGAGUGUGCCAGCCCUCAGUUUGAAGGUCCCUUAAGUCCUCCCCCAAUUAACUAUAAUGGGAUAUUUUCCCUGAAGCAAGAAGAAACCUUGGACUAUGGCAAAAAUUACAAUUAUGGCAUGCAUUACUGUGCAGUGCCACCCAGGGGUCCCCUUGGGCAGGGUGCCAUGUUCAGGUUGCCCACCGACAGCCACUUCCCUUAUGACUUACAUCUGCGCAGCCAAUCUCUCACUAUGCAAGAUGAAUUAAAUGCAGUUUUUCAUAAUUAAUGAGGAAAAUGAAAAUAAACAGUGGUCAUUCACCUCCCACUCUAAUUAAGACAAAGCAGAUGCUUGCAGGCCAAGUAAUUGGCACAACUCUAUCUAAGGUGUUUACUAGUUUCCGAAGUGUGUUUCAACGAUUGUGAACAUUUUCUAUGUCAUAAUAAAUCUCUUUUUUCGUAUGAGAACCUCUUUUCCUUCCCUUUUGUCUGUAUCGCACUGUGAUUCUCUCUCUACUGGCAGGAUUUUUCUUUCCUGUUUCAGUUUCUUUUAAAUUUACUUAAUUUGUUGAACAAAGUGUCUAAGAAUAUAUUGCUGAGUAAGGACAUGCACACAGCAUAACUCAAUGUCUAUUUCAGUUGUACAGUAAUUAUGAAAAUGCAUGUUAUAAAAAUCAGAUGAGUAAAAUGUGUUUAUAAUUA